ACUUAUCAGUGAUAGCAUGAACGAUGAACGGGAACCUGAAGAGUUACAAGUAGGGGAUGAAAACUGGUUAGGCCGCUCAGAUGUGGCUAGGUUUUGAUUUGUACGGUUUCAGGCGCAACAUACCACCUAGAUAUCCUCCUCCUCUCCCACUCACCACUCGGGACUCUCGACUCAGAGAAAUGAUGAGUUUGGUGUUGCAGAAAAACCGAGCAAAACCACACCUCUGAGAUCUGUCUUCGUUUCCAAGUUUCUUCUUCUCCUAAAGCGGAGCGGGAAAUUCAGUUUUUAUACAUUUGAACUGACGCGCGGAGAGAGGGAAACAGAGGUUAGAGGGUUCAUGAAUUUACGGGAGAGCGUCUUCGACUGGAAUUUGUAAAUUGUCAUUUUCAUUUCUACGUGGUUAAGCUUGUUCGGGGAUCGAGACAAUGCCGGCCACAAAGAAGAAUUCUGAAUGCGUACGCAUUGGACAUGCAUUCAACAUGUUAUUGAAGCAGAUUGGGGAUCCUGUUGACUUUGAACUGCCAGAAUGGUUCAAUAAAUGGAAGCCUACACCAUACAUCUUCAUAAAGCGCAAUAUAUACAUGACUAAGAAGGUCAAAAGGCGCCUUGAGGAUGAUGGCAUAUUUUGUUCCUGCACCCUUUUGCCCGGCUCUUCUGAUGUGUGCGGUAGAGAUUGCCACUGUGGGAUGUUACUGUCAAGCUGCUCCUCGGGCUGCAAGUGUGGAAGCGCAUGCCUUAACAAGCCAUUCCAACACCGGCCUGUUAAAAAAAUGAAAAUUGUAACGACUGAAAAAUGUGGGUCCGGGAUUGUGGCAGAUGAAGACAUUAAGCAAGGAGAAUUUGUUAUAGAAUAUGUGGGUGAAGUUAUUGAUGACAAAACUUGUGAGGAAAGGCUCUGGAAGAUGAAACAUCGUGGAGAAACCAACUUUUACUUGUGUGAAAUCAAUCGGGAUAUGGUAAUUGAUGCCACAUUUAAGGGAAACAAAUCAAGAUAUAUAAAUCACAGUUGCUGUCCCAAUACCGAGAUGCAGAAAUGGAUAAUUGAUGGUGAAACAAGAAUUGGCAUAUUUGCUACUCGUGACAUACAAAAGGGCGAGCACUUGACAUAUGAUUACCAAUUUGUUCAAUUUGGUGCAGAUCAAGAUUGCCAUUGUGGUGCUGCGGGAUGCAGGCAGAAGCUUGGGGUUAAACUGAACAAGCCCAAAAUGUCUUCUGAUGCUGCUUUGAAGCUAGUAGCAUGCCAAGUGGCAGCGAACUCUACCAAAUUUAUAACAAAUAUUAUGGGAAAAGAUGUGUGUCAAAAUGGGGAUUUGCAUAUAGGAAGCUCGCAGCUUUUUCACGGCCGGCGCCAAAUCUGCUUUCACAAUUGCAUUGGUGAAGUAGUCAGGAUAUCUCGUCCCAUGAACCAGAGGUAUUUUGGAAUAAUUAAACAUUUUGAUAAAUAUUCAAGAAAACACACGAUAAUGUUUGAAGAUGGCAGUGUUGAAUUUCUUGACAUGUCAAAAGAGGACUGGGAGCUUGUAUCUUUGUGAUGUUAUUAUCAUGUGGUUAAGAAAGGAAAAUGUUUGUUAUACUCAACUUAGUCCCGGUUCUGCUGCACUGACAUAAAGAUCUAGCUUGCUUCAAACGGGUUGACAAGAUUGUUGUUGUGUCAAGGUAACCCUUUUUGCGCUGGUAAAGAAAUCUUCCGCCCACAGGGUUCAACAGAAAGACUGUUGUAGUAAUCUUCAUACUUUCUUCUCAUUCAUUUCUCCCUUCUAUAUUCCCCAUCCAUAAUAAAGAAAUUUAUAAUUUGUAUUCAAUGAUUUAUAUAUAUAUAUAUAUAUAUAUGUUAUCAUUUGGGGGAACUGGUAAAUGGGUUAUAGAAGCUAACGGCGAAGGCUGAUGUUUCUACGUCUUUAUUGUGGUUGCUAAAAAGUCUUGACAAUGAUCUCAUACAUAUAUGCAUAUGCCUUUGUAGUCUUUUGUCUUAA
Molecule: messenger RNA, 1973 nt
Organism: Carica papaya (papaya)
Lineage: Eukaryota; Viridiplantae; Streptophyta; Magnoliopsida; Brassicales; Caricaceae
Gene: ASHH3
Product: histone-lysine N-methyltransferase ASHH3
Cellular component (GO): nucleus
Molecular function (GO): protein binding; histone methyltransferase activity
Source: RefSeq, a predicted model, not a curated record